CAACUGAACUGCAGCUGCGUCUAUGGAAAAGAGCUCUCCUCCUUACUACACCAGUUGCUUGUACUGGCGCAUGUCUCUCUACUGUGCUCCUUUCGUCAUCGUUCGAAUACAAAGAAGUGGUUUUCUCCGACAAUAGCUCUCAAAGCCACUCCCCAUCCCCUCCUUCUCCUUGCCGCGGCGAGUGAAACUGCUGUUCCACCAUGGCCAAAGGAGUCCGCAAGACAGCUCUUCCGGCGAGAAAGGCGCCAGCAGCGGCAGCAGCAGCAGCUGGUGUAGACAGCGCGGUGCAGUAUGUCAAUACGCAGGCACCGUUGGUGAAGAGACCUCCACCGCCGGCGUCUACGCGGAAAGUGAACCUCCCUCCGCCGCCUCCACUGCCGCCGAAACCUCGCAGCAAAGUACCGCUAUACAUAGGCGGCACCUUCUUGUACGCCUUGGCCGUCUAUGGCGCCUACGUCUUUAUCACGACCUCGAAAAGUAUUCCGAAGGAACCAGUUUAUGCAAAACCCCUGGACGAGCAGGAGGAUAUCAGCCAUGUGUACAACAACAUAGCGUUGAAGUAUGACAAAGAGAUAUGGACCAGUGAAUUUUUCAUGGGCAUGCCUUUGCUUCGGAGGAGCAUGGCAAAGCGGGCCACCGGCAAUGUCCUUGAGGCCUCCGCCGGAACGGGCAGAAAUAUCAAGUGGUAUCCACUCUCCGGGAGGAAGGUGACGUCCCUCACCAUGGUCGACACCAGCGCGCCCAUGCUGCAAAUCGCUCGCAAGGCAUUUCACAAACGCCAUCCCACGUACAAGAACGUACACUUCACUAUCCAGGAUGCUGCCGCCCCGUUAGCGUCACCUUCUAGCGAUAAAUUCGACACGGUGAUCCAGAGCAUGGGAAUAUGCUCGCAUCACUCGCCCGUCCAGCUUCUCCGCAACCUAGGUGAAGUUUGCAAGGAUGACGGCAACAUCAUACUCUUGGAGCAUGGAAAGAGCCAUUACGACUGGCUGAAUCGCAUUCUGGACCGGUUUGCUGAGAAGCAUGCGGAUACCUGGGGAUGUUGGUGGAACAGAGAUGUGGAAGCGAUUGUUAGCGAGAGCGGGCUGCGGGUAGUCAAGUUGAGGAGAUAUCAUUUUGGAACCACGUACUGGAUCGAGGCGAAGCCACCGCUCAAGGCGGAUAAGUCGCCGAGUGCGAAAUGAUGAAUGUACGUAUUUUUAGCCUGCACCCCAGACUUAUGUAGAUACCUUGACCACAAAACACUGUAUUCUUUCGCUUCCACCACAG
Tricharina praecox is the source of this 1269-nucleotide messenger RNA. Its product is annotated as ubiquinone/menaquinone biosynthesis-related protein. Bases 201 to 1184 code for a protein of 327 amino acids. The record is from RefSeq and is a predicted model, not a curated record. Lineage: Eukaryota; Fungi; Ascomycota; Pezizomycetes; Pezizales; Pyronemataceae. The transcript is spliced from 6 exons.